ACGAACAUGUAACUCACCUGAUCUACCUGCAAACACGCUGAACCACCAACCAAAUAGCAUGCCCUCCUUGUUUUAACGGGCUUGGGACCGUCCAUGCACCGGCAAGUCGAGUGCACAGGCCAAGUUACAUGCAUAAGCCCUAUUCUAGAACAACACGCAAGCAUAGUCAAAGACAAGACAAGUCAAAGACGGUCAAGAGCCCAGACGAUCCAACUUAAUCAAGUACCAUCCAUGCAACUUCCUCGUACUAAUGCAGGCAGCUACAAGCAAGAUAACGAUCCAACUAACGCGUCGAGGGACUAUAACGUCCUCACACUAUUACAGGCAGCAACAAGCAACACGGAUCCUUCCUGGCAUUCAAAAUAUUUCCAACACGCAUGCAGCGCGAGAACCAGUACAAGGAUAACAAGUCGUCCAAUAUUAGGGAGAUGCAUUACAGACUGAAGGAUGAAUGGAAGACCGAGAGCGAGCAAUCAACCCAGAAACUCCAGUAGGCACUACCCGACCUUCUAAUCCAUCAAUGCUGAGAGCACAACGAACAAUAUUUUCAUUCACGUUCAACACUACAGGCACAUAUGGGAGGGCAUAAUCCAAGUAAUCCUUCGUCGAAAGCAACGAAACUCACCCACCCUGCAUAGGCCACCUGCAAUAUGGCGAGAUCCAAGGCUCACUACCUCCAACCAAAAGAAUCACCAAAAGUCUCCUGUUGAGAUAUGAACAGGUAACACGAUGUUCAUGUGAAGAAAGCAAUCAAGCAAACCAAGCCCUGGAUGGAAACCAGUAUGACAGAAGAAUCAGGAGCUAGGCAAGUCCAAAUCAACCCUCCGGUUAGACAUCCAACUACUGCUGGAAAAAAAGCGUGAUAAAACUCAACACUCGUAGCAGUGAUACACAAUGAAACUAUAAAUCAAAUGCUCAUAGCAUCAGAAAUAAACACCAAUUAUCGCGUUGCUCUGGAGCAUUUCCAAUACUCCCAUGCUGCAGCAAUUGCCUUGUAGAAUCAUAAAACACCAGGAUCACCAAUGAGACAAACAAAUAGCUGGGGGAGAACUACAACCACAAUGUUGACAAUGGCAAAGAUUUAUUGACAGCAAAGCAGAGCAUCAUUUAUUGAACUAACAUGGUACAGAGAUUACAACCAUGAGAACCACCAAACCAUGCUGGUCAGCAGACGCUAAUAGCAAUACUUCGAACAGGAGGAAUGACGCCAUUCUAGACCAGUGUACCCUUACAAUGAAAAGCAAGAGCAGCCAACAGCAAGCCAGAGGAUGUCAGGACACCACAAGCUCAUAUCCAUGCUCUGGUCAGAUAUGGAUAUGAUAGACAAACCAAAUGUCAUACACUCUAAACGGUUCAUUCUGAGAAUGAAAAGCAAGAAAUCACCAUCGCCCAACCAGUGCAAUACAACUCAUUACAGCGCUCUUAACCAAGAGAGUGAAGUCAUACUACUAUAAAACUGGGAGAGCAAGAAACCCGUACUUGAAGUCAGAUCCUGUAGACUAAGCCAGUAAGGUAGAAAAGCCAAAAGGACGAGCACUACAUUAUCUUCGAAUGUACCUAUACCUAGUGCCAGUUUCCCAGAAACGUUCUUUCCUUUGUCGAUGCCACCCAACAACCAAAAAGGAUGAGCUAACCUCGGAAGUAGUAGGACCAAAUCAGCAGAAACAACGACCCAUUAACAUGCAGAAAUCAGUGUGGCCUCACAAACAUGUCAACGAACACUUGGAACCUACAAGUCAGCACAUAACCAAGUCAUUUGGAAAGAACAUCACAGAAAAAAAGGGACUUGUCAUCUCCGAUCUCAGGCAGUAAGAUCCAAUCGCAGUAAUAUCUGCAUGGAAAACAUAAUUUUGAUGAAGGUAGGUCCAAAAUACCAACAGAACAGUGAACAAAAGGCACAUGCAGAAGGUCAAUGGAAACGCUAGUGGAUCUUCCACUAGCUCAGCGGAAAUAGACAUCAAACAAAUGCAAUCAACAACCACACAUGGAAAACAAAGGAAAAAAGUAGACUGCGGCCUAAAGGUUCAGUAUCUUAACAGAUAAAAAAUAAGAUGAGAGUGUGGGGCAGAGCAAUAUGUAGAACAGUCUAAAGGAGCACCCUGCAUGAACCCUCAAUUCGUGACAACAGAUAUAACGAAGGUACGAUAUCAUAUCUCACUAGGGAUCUAAGCGUGAAAAGGGUGCAAAAUCAACCAACGAGCAGGCAGCCAACCCAAAAGAAGCCAACUACAAAAUUACCACCAACAGAAACCAUUGAAAAAAGCCACGAAUCCUUCCCCAACCUGACCAUCCUGUACCGCUGCACCGAGAUAAUACCGCAAACCCAAAGUGCACCAUGUCACCAUUUUUCCGAACAGCAGAAAACUACCUAUAAUGAAGCACAGACUAUUCACAAAACCUCCCAACCACAAUUCCAACUUGCCUAAACAUGGCAGCUAAAACGCCCAAAUAAUAAAGACAGUAAGACACGAGCGAGACACGAGCCAAACCCUUCCCCAUCCUGUGGGGCUUAACCGUGACAUAAUGCCGUAAACCCAAAGAGCACAAUGUCACAAAUUUUCCAAACAGCAGAAAACUACCUACAAUGAAGCACAGACUGUCCACAAAACCUCCCAACCACAAGUCCAUUGACAGAUGACAGAUACUGAACAACCCCGCAAAACACACAUUAUCACUAACUAUCAUGAGCCAAACCCUUCCCCAUCCUGUGGGGCUUAACCGUGAGAAAAUGCCGUAAACCCAAAGAGCACAAUGUCACAAAUUUUUCAAACAGCAGAAAACUACCUACAAUGAAGCACAGACUGUCCACAAAACCUCCCAACCACAAGUCCAUUGACAGAUGACAGAUACUGAACAACCCCGCAAAACACACAUUAUCACUAACCACUCAUGUCGACAUCCAUGCAGAAGAAGGAAAAAGAAUGAUAAAUUACUGCCCAAUGGAAUUCGAAAUUAAUAUGUAGGAAGGUGAGGGUAAACCAUGCCUUGAUAUCAUGCUCGUUUUAGCAUCCUACCUGCUAAAAGUGCUCCAAGCCAAGCAUAGGUCCACCCUGAGAGUUACAACCCCAAAAUUUACUGAUUAAAAUUAUUGGAAGAAGACAAGAACCACAAAGCAUUGUGCAAUCUAAAUUCCGAAAAACAAUUAACCGGUAGGAGGGUCAAGUUACCGAUGGCUUGACAUUAUGCUUGUUUUACCAUCAACUCUGGCUACCUCUUCCCAUAAGAGUUAGAAACUCCAAAAUUACAACAAACAGAGAAAGCCAAGUAAAAUGGAACACCAAAAAACUAGAAGACCUAUCAUAUAACCGACUACUCCAUGCUCACAUAUACAAAUCUAAGUUCUUCCAACAAACACCUGUUGUUUUCUGAAGAUCCAAAAAGUAAGACAGACGGGAUAACAAUACACUCCAAUUUAGACGAUGCUGAAACAACUCUCCAACCAUCGAAGGCAGCAGAACGGCACAGCUUACUAAUUGCUGCAACAGCCCGCUGAGUCAAUUACCAAGAGAAAACAUCAGCUCAAGAUAAAAGUUAAUCACAAAUAGGCACCAUCUGGUGAAACGAAUUGAAAUCUUAAAUGUAGCUAAGAAGUAAAUGGAAGAGAACUUAGUAAGAUAAGGUUCCUGCAUCGACGGGAUGAUACGCAGAACAGCCCAAAGCAACACCUUGCAGCAAUCCAGAUGAUGCAGUACAUCAAAACGAACUUACUAAAAUAAGCCAGCUAUAAAAUCAAGAAAUCAAC
Messenger RNA from Linum trigynum, 3742 nucleotides. Lineage: Eukaryota; Viridiplantae; Streptophyta; Magnoliopsida; Malpighiales; Linaceae. The record is from the annotation of a GenBank genome assembly.